UAAUUGAGCAUGGGGCAUGCACCCCCCAAAUUAGAAGUCCCAUGAGCUGUGAAAUAGUACACACCCCCACUUCCUUUAUUUCUGUCCAUACCAUAAACAUUAGGGUUACCUCAUCUUGUUCAUCAAAAUUAAUCAAAUUCCCUCAAAAAUAUUCUCCUUAGUUUGCAAACUCUUUCUGUUUGUCUUCAUACUAUGAGCAAGAUAUUGUUUUUUGAACAAAAAGUUGAAGUUUUGGAUCGGAAACUAGCAAGAAACUCUGUGGAAGUAAAUGCUUAGUAGCUAGCUUAUGUUUAUUGUCUAUGCAAAGUGGAUUGUGAAUGCAUGGGUUCAAAUAGUAAGCUUUUCGGCUGGAUGCAUGGCAAGUUCAAUGGAAGAUCACAAAGCAACAAUACUAGUAAUACAAAGGUUCAUGCAUCUAACAAAAAUCAAACUCCACGAUUAGGAGCUCAAAAAGAGGAGUUUAGUGAUUGGCCUCAAGGAUUUCUAUCAAUUGGUACACUUUUUAAUAAAUCAUCAAAAGAUGAUAAUGUUAAAGAGAAUUCUCCUUCAUCUCAAAACCCUAUUCUUGACUUCACAUUGGAAGAGGUUAAAGAGCUUCAAAAGGAGUUGAACGCGUUAAUGUCCUCAAAUGAUCUCAAUUGUUUAUCUAGUUUAGAUGCUAAUAGAAAAGAGGACGACGAAGAUGAGGACGAAGACAAACCGGACUAUGAACAUGAUGAUACAAUGGUCGUGUCUAACAACAAUAAAGCCAAAGAUGUGUACAUAGACAACAAUGGUAGUAAACUUAUUGGUAAAAAGUCAUUGACAUUCCUCCUUAAGAAGGCGUUCAUUUGUGGUGUUGGAGGGAUGGGUCCAACACGUAGUCUAAAAGAUCCAACUCUUAUGGUCCCUAAGUCGAGAAUUAGUAAGAUCUUGAGAGCAAUGCUUCGAAAGAAGAUAUAUCCUCAAAGCUCUUGUCCAAAUAUGUCAAAAAAGAGGUAUUUGGGGAAUUUACAAACAGAAAGUAGCAACUAUGAUGAAGAAGAAGAAGAAGAUGAACUUGACAUCGAAAGAGAGAACAGAAUCAAGUGGGACAAAAGUGAUACAGAAUUUAUUGUUCUAGAAAUUUAACCUAUUCAUAUUAUGAAAGGCGAUUCUUACGUUUUCAACGAAUCAAUUGAUUCUAUUCGAAGAGACCUUAUACCAAAAGAAAAUGCAACAUCUUUUGGUUCUUUCAUUCAUAUGCAAAGAUGAAAUUUGGUCAUUUUAUCUUGGAUUAUGAAGCAUCAUUUUGACCAUGCAUGGGAUUGAUAUAUAUAUGUACAAGAAGGUUCUUUAUCUUUUCGUUUUUUUGGAGGACGGGGGUUGUUCAAGAGCAAAUAAGGAGUAUUCGUGUAUAUGAAUUAUUAUUAAACUCGAUCUAUUCUUAUCAAAUAUUACAUGAGAAAUUGAGUAUUGCAAAAUAAUGCAAACAAUUGUAUUUCUAAACUUGAAUGAGUUGAACCUCUCAAGGUAAUAAUAACUAGUACGUAGUGUAAUGAUUGAGUAGUGACUAA
Molecule: messenger RNA, 1535 nt
Organism: Chenopodium quinoa (quinoa)
Lineage: Eukaryota; Viridiplantae; Streptophyta; Magnoliopsida; Caryophyllales; Amaranthaceae
Exons: 5
Coding region: 322-1110 (262 amino acids)
Biological process (GO): regulation of growth; gravitropism
Source: RefSeq, a predicted model, not a curated record